This is a messenger RNA of Argiope bruennichi, 1364 nucleotides long. Its product is annotated as apolipoprotein D-like. The record is from RefSeq and is a predicted model, not a curated record. The coding region runs from base 31 to 663 and encodes 210 amino acids. NCBI's taxonomy places the organism in Eukaryota, Metazoa, Arthropoda, Arachnida, Araneae, Araneidae. Gene Ontology annotation, biological process: brain development; tissue regeneration; lipid transport. Gene Ontology annotation, molecular function: lipid binding. The transcript is spliced from 5 exons.
CCGGGACGGGAACUGAUCUCUCGAAGCAACAUGGCAGGACAUCGGAACUGUCACUUUGUGACUGGUGCAGCGAUUUUCUACGCAUUCCUCGUCUGUUAUGUCCAUGCGCAGACACUAUUGCUCGGGGCGUGUCCAAGCCCGCCGAUGCAGUCCAAUUUCUCCGCCCAAGACUUCCUGGGCCGCUGGUACGAGGUGGAGCGCACGUUCGUGAUGGCUGAGAUCGGCUGGAGGUGCAUCAGCGUCGACUACAGGGAGGAGAGUGGCAGGAUCCGAGUGGAGACGGCCAGCGCGAUUCCGUUCAGAAGAUCCAUGACGGCGGUGGCAACCUUCACUCCCAACAGUCCGGCCCGAAUCAUCUUGCGAGGGGAAGGAUCACUCCCCACACAAAGCACGAAUUACGUCCUGAUGUCCGAUUACGAGAACUACGCCGUUGUUUGGUCCUGCAGAAAUGUCGACCCGCCUCUGCCCAUAUCAGGCCUCGACUUUUUGAGGAAUCUGUCACACACUGAAAACUUGUGGAUUCUCUCAAGGAAACGCACCCUCGACGCCGAUGUGAGAGAGAAAAUAUACGGCUUUCUGGACACGAACGCCAUCACGAGACGGACUCUGAGACCAGUUCCCCAAGAUAACUGCCAAGAGACUUCCAGCGUGACACCUUCAUAGAACCUCAUUCUCAAUCAACAAAAUCCCAACAAUGCAGCGAAUUAUUUCUGUAAUCUGUGACAAUAUAGCCUGAGAGUGAAGAUGAAGAAAUUUCUCCUCUUCAGUUAUCGCAUUCGUAUACGAACAGACAGAUGGACAAUCUUUCGAUUGAAGGAUUUUAUUCGAAAUUUGAUAAUGUUCAAUUUCGGAGCAUCCUAUAACAAAUUUCAUUCGUUGUCUUCUUUCAUGCCGUCUUCACUAAUACUCAGAAAAGUACAGAGACAAACGAGUCUUCUUGUCGGAUUCAAUGAGGUCUGAAAAUAUGGAUAUUUAAUAAAAUCUAACGAUUACAAUACUUUCUCUUAAUACAUUCCGCAUAUGAGAAAGUAUAUUAAUCACAUUUCGUAUGUGAGAAAGGAUGUUGUUUAUAAUUUGGUGGAAGAAUAAUAACAUAUGCAAGCAAAUGUCAAAAAAACCCCUAAAUAAUGAAUACUCUCUUGUUUUUCUUUGCUUGUUGAAUAAUUGUCCCCUCUGUCUCCAAGUCAAGAUCUCCGCUAUCAGGUUAGGUUGUCACAGAAUAUAAUCAGAAAAUUUUAUGUUUCGCGAACAAAACAAUCCUCUGUCUGUUAACUUAUGUAGUUGUUUUGAUAUUAACUUAUUUUUUGUGUUGUGAAAUCGUCUGCAGGCAGACAUAAUAAAUGUGUAAAAAAAAAAAAAACUUU